Messenger RNA from Hyposmocoma kahamanoa, 1490 nucleotides. RefSeq names its product gustatory receptor for sugar taste 64f-like. Gene Ontology annotation, molecular function: taste receptor activity. The transcript has 10 exons. The record is from RefSeq and is a predicted model, not a curated record. Gene Ontology annotation, cellular component: membrane. NCBI's taxonomy places the organism in Eukaryota, Metazoa, Arthropoda, Insecta, Lepidoptera, Cosmopterigidae. The coding region runs from base 24 to 1241 and encodes 405 amino acids. Gene Ontology annotation, biological process: sensory perception of chemical stimulus; detection of chemical stimulus involved in sensory perception of taste.
GACGUGUUACCUUCCAGCGCGCAAUGAAACUUACAAUUUUAGUUGGGCAGUGCUUUGGAAUACUCCCCGUUCUGGGUGCUUCUCAUGUCGACACUACUAAGCUAAGAUUCACAUUUUGUUCGGGGAGGUGUGUGUAUGCAAUAAUAAACAUUAUAGGACAAGGUUUAAUGUUUAUCCUCUGCGUGCUCAAGUUAUUUAAGGAAACUGACUCUUUGUUGGCCUCUAAUACUUCAGUAGUAUUUUUCAGUUCAAAUUGCCUAACAGGAAUUCUAUUCCUUCGACUUGCGAGGAUUUGGCCGAAACUUUCACAGUUCGUGGCCAAGACAGAAGCGGCCGAUCCCAAUUUGGACAAGACGCUUGUCAGAAAUUGCAAUAUCUCCUGCAUUCUUAUUCUUUCUAUGGCCUUUUUGGAGCACUUUCUGUCUGAUGUAUCCUCGAUUGCUAUUGCAAUAGACUGUCAGCCUGAGACAAACGUUUAUGACGCUUUCAUAUACCAAAGUUUCCCUUGGGUAUGGACUUUUGUACCCUACAGUCCUGUGAUGGGAUUCCUAGUUAUCUUCAUCAACAUCACGUGUACAUUCAAUUGGAACUUCGCGGACGUGUUCGUUAUCUGCGUCAGCUUGUAUCUGACAUCACGGCUGCAGCAGAUUAAUUACAGGAUAAAUGCUGUCAGGGGAAAGCAAACACCGUCAUCGUUCUGGCGAACAAUGCGCGAGGACUAUAGCAGAGUAAGUCAUCUUGUGAAGAAAAUUGAUGACGCCGUCAGCGGAAUAGUCUUCUUAUCCUUUGUUAACAACUUAUUCUUCAUUUGUCUUCAACUUCUACAUACGCUCGAGGAAGGAGUGAAACAAACCCCAGGCUGUUAUAGCAAACUGGACGAAAGGCCAAUGCACGGCUACGAGCAAGCAGUAUAUUUCAUAUACUCCUUUUCGUUUCUACUAGUAAGAUCGUUGGCGGUAUCUCUGAUAGCCUCGCGUAUCCAUACAGCGAGUCGAGCGGUAGCGCCGGUCUUGUAUGACGUUCCUUCAGAUUGUUAUUGUAUUGAGGUGCAAAGAUUCUUACAUCACAUUCACGGUGACACAAUUGCCCUGACUGGCCUUCAGUUCUUCAAUGUAAAGCGAGGAUUGGUAUUAACUAUCGCAGGAACUAUAGUGACAUACGAGCUGGUUCUUAUGCAGUUUACCGGUGUGACACCAACUGCGGCUCCCACUUCGUCAACAACACUUCAAUCUUCUGCAUAAACUAGUCAAAUAUUUGUCAAAACAUCAUUUUUUAAAUUUUACUUCGCCCAACGAGAAAACUGCCAAUAAUGAAUAUCAUAAGACCAGAGAUGCAUCUUGUUCAACGCGGAGUACUUCAGGAAUCCAUUCAUGGCUUUCUGUUUAAAAUAGUUGACCUAUAUAAAAUAGUUAGUCCGACUGCUGGGCACAGAUCUCCUACCACAAUGUGAGUGCUUAGGGUGUAGAUCCCACGCAGGCCUAAUGUGAAUU